Messenger RNA from Dama dama (fallow deer), 2106 nucleotides. It is a transcript of the gene PRSS8, whose product is annotated as serine protease 8. The record is from RefSeq and is a predicted model, not a curated record. The transcript is spliced from 6 exons. Gene Ontology annotation, molecular function: serine-type endopeptidase activity; sodium channel regulator activity. NCBI's taxonomy places the organism in Eukaryota, Metazoa, Chordata, Mammalia, Artiodactyla, Cervidae. The coding region runs from base 252 to 1253 and encodes 333 amino acids. Gene Ontology annotation, biological process: positive regulation of sodium ion transport; proteolysis.
CUUUCCUGGGAGCUGCCACUCCGGAAGGAAGGUCGGUGCGUACCCAGGGCGAUCUGGAGACCGGUCCUCACCGCCUGGCUGCAGAGACCCCAACAUUUCCCUUGCGCCCACUUCCUGCCUUCGAAGCCAGCCUUGGACACCUGUUUCUCCUGCCUUCCGCGAUCCCGACACCUGGAGCUCGCCUUUGACGGCCCCACCUCUGGCCUGUGAGGACCCUUCCCCUGGGUGCUGAGGGCACCUGGUCCUCGGCCAUGGCCGGGAGGGCUGUGGUCACUGUGCUUUUGCUUGGAUUAUUCCAGAAUGGGAUAGGAGCCGUUGGAGCUGAAGCCUCUUGUGGUAUGGUCCCUCAAGCACGUAUCACAGGUGGUACCGAUGCAGCUCGCGGCCAGUGGCCCUGGCAGGUCAGCAUCAACCACCACGGCACCCACGUGUGUGGCGGCUCUCUCGUGUCCGAGCAGUGGGUGCUGUCGGCUGCUCACUGCUUCCCAAGGGACAACAAGAUAGAAGAAUACGAGGUCAAGCUGGGCGCCCACCAGCUGGACUACUACAGCACUGACACCCAGGUCCGCAGGGUGGCCCAGGUCAUUUCCCACGAGACCUAUUCCCACGAGGGCUCCAUGGGGGACAUUGCGCUCCUCCAGCUCAGCAGCCCCGUUACCUUCUCCCGCUACAUCCGGCCCAUCUGCCUCCCCGCAGCCAACACCUCCUUCCCCAAUGGCCUCCAGUGCAUUGUCACUGGCUGGGGCCAUGUGGCCCCCUCAGUGAGCCUCCCGAACCCCCGGCCACUGCAGCAACUUGAGGUACCUCUGAUCAGUCGUGAGACCUGUAACUGCCUGUACAAUAUCAAUGCCAAGCCCGGGGAGCCCCACCUAAUCAACCAGGACAUGCUGUGUGCUGGCUACGUGAACGGGAGCAAGGAUGCCUGCCAGGGUGACUCUGGAGGCCCACUUUCCUGCCCAGUGGCAGGCCGCUGGUACCUGGCAGGCAUCGUAAGCUGGGGUGAUGCCUGUGGGGCCCCUAACAGGCCCGGUGUUUAUACCCUGACCUCCGUUUACGCCUCCUGGAUUCACUACAAGGUGGCAAAUCUCCAGUCUCAGGUGGUGCCCCAAAUGAAGGAGUCCCAGCCCGAUGGCCACCUCUGCAGCCACUACACGGGUUUCAGCUCUGCCCCAGCCCAGGGCUUGGUGGGACCCAUCCUUCUGCUGCCACUUGGCCUGACCCUGAGCCUCCUCCGCCCACUGCGUGAGGACUGAGCUACUCACGCCUGGGAGCUGCUCUGCUUCCGAGACCUCCACAUCACACCCAAGGAUGGACACUGUUCCCGUGUUAGGCCCCACCCGGGACACUCUGGGCCCGGGGCCUGACUUGAGUCACUCCCUCCUCCCAGGACCCUGUGGGAGUUCAAGGAACCAUCCUGAACUCUGAGCCCACUCUUCUGGAUUGUUCUUUGGGAUGGUAACCUCCACUGCAGGAGUUGAUUGCCUGUGGUACUGGCUAGAACCUCUGGUCACUUCCAUCUGCUGUCCACAAGCCUAUCUGUUGGGCUCCUAUGGAGCCCCCAAGGACCCUCAGCUAUGAAAAUGGGCCCUGGCUCCCUACCCAUUUCUAGAAGACUGGCCAACUUGAUGGCUACUGAAGGACUGGCUCAGCACCUCACCUGCUCUGUCUGAUGAGCCCCAUCACUGCACCCUCUUCUGGGCCAGGGCUGCCUCUGAAGUGUGUCAGUCGCUUAGCUGUGUCCGACUCUUUGUGACCCCAUGGAUUGUAGCCCGUCAGGUUCCUCUGUCCAUGGGAUUCUCCAGGCAAGAACACGGGAGUGAAUGGCCAUUCCCUUCUCCAGGGGAUCUUCCUGACUCAGGAAUCAAACCCUUAUCUCCUGCAUUGCAGGUGGAUUCUUUACCAUCUGAGCUACCAGGGAAGCCUGGGGCUGCCUCUGGGCAACAGAUUUUCAAGGACAAAAAAGGCCCCAAUCUUGCCUCAUUGGCUGCCAUGCCCCAACUUGAGCCCUGACUUCUGGACUCCGGAGGACUGAGCCCCCACCGGAACUGGGCUCCAACAUGCAUCUGGAGUCGGGGGUUAGAAGGAGUAAAAUGUUCUGAGCACAAA